Molecule: messenger RNA, 549 nt
Organism: Dioscorea cayenensis subsp. rotundata (Guinea yam)
Lineage: Eukaryota; Viridiplantae; Streptophyta; Magnoliopsida; Dioscoreales; Dioscoreaceae
Exons: 1
Coding region: 1-549 (182 amino acids)
Source: RefSeq, a predicted model, not a curated record
AUGCCAGAGAAAAAGUCUGAGUCUGUAGAUCAAAAGCAUGAUCAAGAUAACCAAGAACACAACAAGUCUGAAGCUCAGAUUGAAGCAUCAUUACCACAAGAUAGAUUUACCAGAAUCCCUUUUCCUCAACGUUUGAGAAAGAAUAAGCUUGACCAACAGUUUGCUAAAUUCUUGGAUGUAUUCAAGAAGCUUCACAUUAAUAUCCCAUUUGCUGAAGCUCUUGAACAAAUGCCUGCUAAAUUCUUGGAUGUAUUCAAGAAGCUUCACAUUAAUAUCCCAUUUGUUAAAGCUCUUGAACAAAUGCCGAGCUAUGUGAAGUUUAUGAAAGAAAUUCUUUCAAACAAAAGGAAGAUUAAGGAUUAUGAGAGGGUCACACUUACUGAAGAGUGUAGUACAAUCUUACAAAAGAAGUUGCCACCCAAACUCAAGGAUUCGGGUAGUUUCACCAUCCCAUGCUCGAUUGGGAAUGUGGUGUUUGAGAGGGCAUUAUGUGAUUUGGGAGCAAGUAUCAAUUUAAUGCCCUUAUCAAUCUUCAAGAAGCUUAACUAG